Molecule: messenger RNA, 1527 nt
Organism: Xyrauchen texanus (razorback sucker)
Lineage: Eukaryota; Metazoa; Chordata; Actinopteri; Cypriniformes; Catostomidae
Product: growth hormone-inducible transmembrane protein-like
Exons: 9
Coding region: 99-1130 (343 amino acids)
Cellular component (GO): mitochondrial inner membrane
Source: RefSeq, a predicted model, not a curated record
GUCACCGGAAUGUUCAGGAAGGCGUUCAGUAUUGCGUCAGUGUUGAACGCGCGUCUCAGAGGUGAAUUAGACAACAAACUGAGCGAUCAACAGCAGCGAUGUUUCUGUCACGUGUGUCGUGUUUGCGGACCGUGUCUGUGGCCGGUGUCCGGUCAGUUCUGUCUCCGAGUCCCGCCGGACUCAUGAAGAGCUGCUCCCCCGUGAUGAGGUCACAGCAGGGCUUUUCCUCCAAAUCCAGAUUAGGAUUCAGACGAAACAAGACUUCCAAAGAACAGUUUCAGGAUGCAGCGUUUCAACCUGCUACAAACACCGCUAUUAAAAUCGACAACAUGGGCAGGUUGAUUGUGGCAGGAGGUGCGGCGGUGGGAUUGGGAGCUUUGUGUUAUUAUGGACUCGGAAUGUCGAAUGAGAUGGGAGCCAUUGAGAAAGCCGUCAUCUGGCCGCAGUACGUGAAGGAGAGGAUUCACUCCACAUACAUGUAUUUCGCAGGCAGCGUGGGACUGACGGCGCUCUCCGCUGUAGCCGUUAGCAGAACGCCAGCGCUCAUGGGACUCAUGAUGGGAGGAUCCUGGCUGGCGAUUGGGGCAACGUUUGCUGCCAUGAUCGGUGCAGGAAUGUUGGUGAGGUCAAUCUCGUACGAGCACAGUCCUCUGCCGAAACACCUGGCCUGGGCGCUACAUGCAGGUGUCAUGGGAGCCGUUAUUGCUCCAUUAACUCUGUUGGGUGGCCCUCUGAUGAUUCGAGCCGCUUGGUACACCGCAGGCAUUGUGGGUGGUUUGUCAACCGUGGCUGUUUGCGCUCCCAGCGAGAAGUUUCUCAGCAUGGGCGGUCCGCUCGCCGUGGGCUUCGGCGUGGUGUUCGCCUCUUCUCUGGGCUCCAUGUUCCUGCCGCCCACCUCAGCGCUGGGGGCCGGUCUGUACUCGGUGGCGGUUUAUGGAGGUCUGGUUCUGUUCAGCCUGUUCCUGCUGUAUGACACGCAGAAAGUCAUCAAGCGCGCGGAGACGCAUCCUCUGUACGGGGUUCAGAAAUACGACCCCAUUAACGCAUGUAUGGGCAUCUACAUGGACACGCUAAACAUCUUCAUGCGUCUGGUGAUGAUUCUCGCCAACGGUGGAAACAGAAAGAAGUAAACGUCAGCAGACAUCGAGACAUGAGACCGUUCUGAUGGGACACAUCAAGAAGAAAAUAUAGCUGCAUUUAAUCAUUUAAAAGCAGUAAAAACAUUCAGUUGCUCUCAGCUCAAUUACAUAUUGCAUAAUGUUAUUAUUAUUAUCAUCUUGUGUAAUUAUAAAGAAUAUUUGUGUUUUAUUUUAUUAGUAAGUGUUUAGCUCAGAACUGAGUUAUUGCAGAAAGUGAAGCUGCUUAAUCUGUUUUACAAGAGAACGCUUGUGUCACACUUAUUCUUAUAUUCCUGCAGUUUCACAUUUAUGGUUCAAUAAACUUUAUUUGCAUCUUCACUUACUAGAUCUUAAUUGCACAUUUUACAGCAUUCAAGACAUGAAAUGAGUACAACCCCGCUUUAAAAAU